CUCAGACCUCUGCUCGGCCGGCGGCAGCUCUGCUCUGCAGCCUCCGCUGCCACCUCCGUGGCUCCCUCGCAGGAUCGGCCCUUUCUUCGCCCGGUGAGGUGCAGAGAUGAGCCACGCCAGACCCCGCUAUGUCAUCGAACGUCCUGCAUAUUCCGUCAGCCUCUUUGAUGAAGAGUUCGAGAAGAAAAGCAGAAGUUACCCCAUUGGGGAGAAGUUGAGAAACCUUUUCAGGUGUUCAGCUUCCAGAUUGAAGCUCUUCCUCUUCAGCCUUUUCCCAAUACUCGCGUGGCUUCCCAAGUAUAAAAUUAAGGAGUACGUUUUGCCUGAUGUCCUCGGUGGGCUCAGUGCGGGGACGAUUCAAGUGCCACAAGGGAUGGCUUUUGCGCUGCUGGCCAACCUGCCUCCCGUCAAUGGGCUCUACUCCUCCUUCUUCCCCCUGCUAACAUACCUCUUCCUUGGCGGUAUCCAUCAGAUGGUCCCAGGUACUUUUGCAGUCAUCAGCAUUAUCGUCGGCAACGUCUGCAACGAGCUGGCUCCGGAGUCGGACUUCCAGUACUCCACCCACAACGAGACCGGCAUCAACACCACAGCCCUGGAAGCGGCCAGGCUGGAGAUCUCUGCCACGCUGGCCUGCCUGACAGCCAUCAUACAACUGUGCCUGGGAUUCGUGCAGUUUGGCUUUGUUGCUAUCUACCUCUCAGAGUCUUUCAUCAGGGGCUUCAUGACAGCAGCAGGGCUGCAGAUCCUCAUCUCCGUGCUCAAGUACGUCUUCGGCUUGACGGUCCCAUCUUACACCGGGCCCUUAGCUAUCGUCUAUACAUUCAUUGACAUUUGUAAAGGCCUGCCCCAAACCAACGUGGCCUCCCUGAUCUAUGCCUUGGUCAGUGCUGUGCUCCUGAUCGUUGUCAAGGAGCUCAACCUCAAGUACAUGAAGAAGAUCCGGAUGCCCAUCCCCAUGGAGAUCAUCAUCGUAAUAGUUGCGACUGCAAUCUCUGGCAGCUUUCAGAUGCCUGAGAAGUACAACAUGCCAGUAGUUGGGAAGAUCAGCAUGGGGUUCCCAGCCCCAACCCUGCCCAUGGUGAGCAAGUGGAAGGACAUGAUCGGCACGGCCUUCUCGCUGGCCAUCGUGGGCUACGUGAUCAACUUGGCCAUGGGGAGGACCCUGGCAGCCAAGCACGGCUAUGACGUGGACCCCAACCAGGAAAUGCUGGCCCUGGGCUGCAGUAACUUCUUCGGAUCCUUCUUCAAAAUCCACGUCAUCUGCUGUGCGCUCUCUGUCACCCUCGCUGUGGAUGGGGCAGGAGGGAAAUCACAGGUGGCAAGUUUCUUUGUGGCAAUGGUGGUAAUGGUGACUAUGCUGGCCCUGGGGAUCUACCUUGAACCCCUUCCAAAGUCCGUCCUGGGAGCCCUCAUCGCCGUGAACCUGAAGAACUCCCUCAAGCAGCUGGCCGACCCCUUCUACCUGUGGAAGAAGAGCAAGCUGGACUGCCUGGUCUGGCUGGUGAGCUUCCUGUCCGCCUUCUUCCUGAGCCUGCCCUACGGAGUCGCUGUGGGCGUGGGAUUUUCCGUGUUGGUUGUGGUUUUCCAUACCCAGUUCCGGAACGGUUCUGCCCUGGGCCAAGUAACCUCCACGGACAUCUACAAGAACCCAAAGGCCUACAACAAGGUGCAUGAGCUUAACGGGAUUAAGAUCGUGACCUACUGCUCGCCACUGUAUUUUGCCAACUCGGAGAUAUUCCGGGAGAAGAUCAUAGCCAAGACCGGGGUGGAUCCGGGUAAAGUGUACUUAGCCAGGAAGAAAUAUGUGAAGCGGCAGGAGAAGGGGACAGCGCAACCACCAACGAAGCUGCCGAAAUUCUUACUGAGGCAGAACAAGACCUUGUCUUUGCAAGAGCUCCAGAAAGACUUUGAAAGCACCUCUCCAACAGAUACCAACAACAACCAGACGACCGCUAAUGGUGCCAGCAUCUCUUACGUCACGUUCCGCCCGCCUGCCAACGGCGCCGGGCAGGGGCACAGCUCCGGGGAGCUGGGCAGCACCACCAGCCUGCAAGGAAGCACCUUCAGCAUCAUGCCCACAGCAGAUGUUGACCCUAUGGCCACGGCACCGCCCUAUGUCAGCUUCCACACCAUCAUCCUGGACAUGAGCGGGGUGUGCUUUGUUGACCUCAUGGGCACAAAAGCCCUGGGCAAGCUGUGUUCCAGUUACCAGAAGAUUGGGAUUAAAGUGUUUUUGGCCAACGUGCAUGCUCAGGUGUACAACGACAUUAGCACAGGUGGAGUCUUUGAAGAAGGAGGCCUGGACCAAAACCACAUCUUCUUAACAAUCCAUGACGCUGUUUUGUUUGCACUGGCAAAUAUCAAAGAAGUCGUCCACCCGCCCAUCUUAGAAGAGAGGCCGAACCAGACGGAGCUCUCCAUCUAUGACGAGUCUGUGGAUGAAAGCAGCUCAGAGUUCAGGAACUUGGAGGAGGAGAUGUUUGGAAGCAUGUUCCGCUCAGAGACCCAGACAGCGCUGUGAGCCUGAGUGCUGCAAACCCUCCCGGACAGCCUCCUCGCUCCCACCCCUUCACGAAGAGCUGAGCUCCCACCCGGGGAUACAAUAAGCUUGCAAAGCGAGAGGCCAUCACACCUCUUGAACUGGUAAAUUCCUCCCUCCUGCUCUGCCGCUGGUGCUCAGAGAGGCGGAGCAGGCAACGGGACACUUCAGAAGCAGGAACUCAGGAAACGCCGUCCCCUGAUCGCGGAAGAGAAGCGAGUUCACUUGAUGGCAGGUGCCUUGAUAAUGGGAUGAUCAGUUGGUUUUGCCAAGUGCUCUCCUUUCUCACACAACCGCACUCUUUGGCCCAAAAGGCAUUACAUAAUUUGGUGUCAACCACGACAUUUGGGCAUCCCCCCUCUUUCUUUGCCUUCCUCCUUGUUUUCCCUGAUGAAGUGAAACUAAGCAAUGAUUACGAGCCUUUCACCGUUCUGAAUCAUGAGCAAAAGCAACUCUUGCAAGGUGCAGAUUUGUCAGGUAAUGUUGUUUUUAAAUGUGCACUGGUCAUCGGGGUGUCCUCACUGUGGGUGCAAACCUUUGUGUUCCCCUGAGCUUUGGUAGCACCCACUCUAAGCUUUUCUGUGCCCCUGCGAUGCUCCUGCUCUGCUCCCUGUGCGACCCAGAGACCCAGAACCACUGCCCCAAAUCACUGCUGUACCUCUCACACCCUGAAGACCUUAGUAUAGUAUCUCCAUUGGGCUACUUUCUGGAUUACAUUUUUUCUUAAUAAUAGGAAUAGUUUGUAAUCGGAUGUAAGAAUUCCUUGCUCCUGUGUGCGAUGUGUGCCUGCCUGGUAGGUUGGGUGCAUGUUCAGAAAAAAAAAACAGGGCCCAGUUCAAACCCCCUCUGAAGUUUUUUAAGCAUCUUUCUGCUGACUGAGCAGGGCUUCACAUAUGGUUCUUAGACUGUGAAUGUCAUGAAAGCAUUAAUUCCAGGGGUGUACAGCCUCUUUUUCUUUGUAGACUGAAGUAACUAAACGAUUCAGUCCAGCACAUGGGUGAGUGUUUCAGGAGAUACGCUUUUUCCCAAAUCACUUUGAUCACAAGCAGGAAAUCCAGGGACAGGGAGGAUGCCCCUUCUGCACACUUCUCAUGAAGUCCUAGAUCCAGAGCAGUAAAACUGAAAUGUCAGUGCUUUUCAUGCCUGCAUCUAGGAAACAGCCCAAGUGACACCCUGUGCUACAGAGGGCUUCUGAUGACAAGCUCUUAAAUGGUCACUCGGGCAGCAAGAGAAAACGCUUUUUCACAUGUGAUAUGUCCACAACAAUUCUCUACUGCAUGUUUGACAAUUUUCAUUAAAAUUCAUCACAGACUGAUGUUACCAGGACCAUCUACCUCUCAGGCACACAAGCCUGACUCACUAACCCAGAGACAGACAGAUGAGAUCUUAAUCAUUUCUGGCAUUCUUUUAUAUUUGAGUGAUGCUAAUAGCAAGUGCUAUUUUAAUUCCCCUUCCUGAUGCCUUCCUUUCUUACCCAGUGCUAAUGUUGUGACAGUAAUGACAAGAUAACAAUAUAAAGCCUGAAAAAAAAUAGGCAGAAGCCAAGGGUUAAAGGAACCCUUCCUCAGUGCAUUUCAACCUCAAAUUCGGCUUUUAUGAAAACAAGGUUAUGAAAAAAAAUUAAGACAAAGACACAGACUGCUAUGUCUUCAAUUGCAAUGAAAGCAACUUCUUCUGUUUGAAUUUCAAAUCCUCCUACAAAGUAUUUCCAGCACUGGGAUAAAAUACAAAAGUCAACAAGCAAAACUGAACAGUAAUGGAAGUAAAACUGGUCAGUCUGUUAUAUUUCCAUGAAUGCAAAAAAAUAAAGAGUGGCCUUAAUAAUGAAAGUAUAUUAUAUUUUUAAAGGUUAUUUCUAUUUUAUUACUCAAAGAUAUUAAAAAAUUUAACAAGCUUUAAUGUACAAUUUUGAAGUACAUAUACAUUAUUGAGCUGAUUCGUUAACACAUUGCUGGAAAGCUUUCUGGGGAGAGAAAGUGGAGCUUCCCUACAGCUCCCAAAUGUCCCAUUUUUAAGGAAAACAGAGCUUCAUGAACCAUCAUAGCUAGACAACCGUUACAGGUAACAGCAUCAGGACCCUGCCAGUUUGGUUUUAUGUAACACCUCAUUAACUAAGUCACCAUUUCUCUACCUCAGUUUCUGAUUAUGUGGUGCAGGAGAGUAAUAAAACCAAAGAAAGUUAGUUUCCCAAAAGAAAAACCCGCCUGCUAAUAGUACUUAUUUUGAUCUGAGACAGCAGUGGUUCUUCCAGAACUGUGUUUUGUUGUACAAGUUAAAAUUAAGGGCUGAAUUAUCUUAAACUAUCUCUGAGGGUGACUACUUAUGGUCUUUUUACUACUGCCUGAGCGCUUCUUUUAUCUGCUCAUUUAAAAAAGGCAACAAAGAAAUUGAUGCAAUGGAAGAAGUUAUUCUACAGUAAGUAAUCAAUAUGUCUGUAUCUCUGAGGUAGCAUUGCUUUAAAUGAGGAAAAAUUCCAAUUUCCCAUUCCUCGUUCAGGGUUAGUAAUAGGAAACCGAUUUCUCAGGGCCUGCCAGACCUAACCCAGGAAGCCUCGGAGCAACAGACCACGUAUAAAAACAGAUUGUAUUUUCUGAAGUUCCUGUAAGCUUAAUGGGUGGAAUGUCAAGAGAGAUGGCUUGCAAGCAGCAGCACUGACUACACGCUUUGCGAUCGCGAUGGCCCAGGAGGAAUGAUGCCUCAUUUCUGUAGCCAUGGGCCAAUUCUGGCAAUAAAUGUAACACCAGAGGACAGAUGAUAUUCCUGGAGGCACAACCUAGCCAGCUCCAAGUCUUCAUUUCCAUGUGCCUGGACAAAAGAAUUGGGGAAGCUCAAAUUUAUGCUGGGGUAGAAAAUUUUAAUUUCCAGUGUCCCUUUACUGCUCUUAAAAUAACAGUUAUGUUUCUGUGUAAUGGCUCUGAAGCCUUACCUGAUAAAUGCAUGAUGUAUAACCAGCUCAAAAUGUUUGUAAUUUAUUUAAUUUAAUAUUGGUUUUGUUCUUUUUUUGAUAAUAAAGAAUGUGUGAACAAUCA
Molecule: messenger RNA, 5568 nt
Organism: Anas platyrhynchos (mallard)
Lineage: Eukaryota; Metazoa; Chordata; Aves; Anseriformes; Anatidae
Gene: SLC26A9
Product: solute carrier family 26 member 9
Biological process (GO): transmembrane transport
Cellular component (GO): membrane
Source: RefSeq, a predicted model, not a curated record